AAGCGGAAUGAUUUGUAUUGACAAGAGAGAAAAUCAGCGGCAGCGAAUGGCGGCCUCUUCUUUGAUCUAAGCACAGGCGCUGGCACACAGAAUCUUAUACGAAGAAAGGGAAAAAUGGUGGCGAUUUCGCUUUACAGAGGGAACCUCCACAGAGUCCCGGACGUACCUCGUCGAUGGCCAAUGCCAGUCCGCAAAAUCUCUCUCAAAGACUUCAAAUCCCUCCUACACCGCCGCUCCAAAGCCCUUUCUCGCCUCCGCUCUUCCACCAACGCCAUCGCCACCACUUCUAAUCAUAACCCUAAAACUGAUCCAAAGGAGAACGUGGAUCCAAUUGCGCUUAACUUGGAGGCCGGCGAAGGGACUAAUCGUGAAGAGGAGGAGGGGACUUCCAAAGGUUCAGCUUCUAAGGAGGUCAAGGAUCAGAAAGGAUUGGAUUUUGGUGAAUGUUCGGUUAAACCGGAGGGCUUGUCGGAUUUGUCGCCUGCUGAGAAAGGCGAUGAUGAGGCAGUUAACGCCGAUGGGAAUUUUCAGCCUGAAAAGCUGGAUUUGUCAGCUAAUCCUAAUACGGAGCCGCGCAAAGCUGAUGUUGUAAAUGAUAAAGAGAAAAGGAAAAAGGAAGUUGAGGAGAAGUUACUGGUUUUGAAUGCGAAGAAGCAUAAUCUGGUACAAGUGCUGAAGCAGAUCUUGAAUGUGGAGGAGGAAUUAAAGAGACGAAAUAGCAUGCAAGGAAUGGGAAUUCGCCCUUCUGUUCCUCUUCAAGGGGAUAUUGCUAAUGAUUCUGGGUCAAUGAGUAGGCAUAAUACUCCUAGGAUGGGCUCAGAAGGAAACCUUGGUGGUGAUAUGGAAGGGGGAGAAACUGAAGAUGUUUCAAAUCCUAGUAAUCAUUCUCGUCACAUACAACGAAUGAGCAGUACAUCUCCAUCUUCAGAGUCUCCUCUAAGAAAGCCUCCCUACAUUCAGCACAAUGUGGUUCCAUACCCCUCUCGUCCAAGUUUAGGGACCAUCAGUAGUCCAUCACGCUUUGCUCCAACAGGACACCAAGUCCCUUCUGCAAAUGUACCAAUGGUAUCUGUAUCAGGAACAAAUUACAUUGCGUCCUCUCCAUCCCCUGCAGCAUCUGGUGGCACAUCGGCAUUUAGAGAUGCUCGGCAGCCAAGUCCAUGGAAUUAGAAGGUGUGCACUAACAUGAUUUUGAUAUUUGGCUCUGUUGUAACAGCUUCAAUCUUCUUGUUAAUCGGCAGGCAUAUCAAGCUUACAUGGUUUUUAUCCUCCUUUGCUCAGUCUUUCAUCCCCAUGCAAAUUGAAUGUUGGCGCCUUUUAAAAUGUUCCAUUUAUGUGAGUCUUUCCAUUGUUUAGCCAGCCCCAGGUUGAAGAUGACGAGAAUCCAAGCAGUGCCAAAAAUUAUAUAUAUUUUUUAAAUCAUUGUAAAUGUAGCACCGUCCAUUCAUUGCUAGUUAUGUGUUGUUCAUUGCAAUUUCUUAAAUUCAAAGCACUGAUCCUAACAGAUUUAAGCUAUAGAAUUGUUGAAAACCGCGAGUUGUAGGGACUGAGUCAAGCAUUGUAAAAUACAUGUUGAGUAGGGUUAUUUUGUUGGAUAUAAUAUCCAAAGCAUUGUGGUCAUGUGGUGCAUUGGAAUUCAAUUAUUGGUGAUUUUCGUGUCACCUUCAGUUCAAAAGGGGGUUAAAUGACACGGGUGAAUGGACAUUACAAGUUUUGAUUUUGUUAAAUAUUGAAUCUAUUUUCCUUCCA
Hevea brasiliensis (rubber tree) is the source of this 1749-nucleotide messenger RNA. RefSeq lists its product as uncharacterized. The record is from RefSeq and is a predicted model, not a curated record. NCBI's taxonomy places the organism in Eukaryota, Viridiplantae, Streptophyta, Magnoliopsida, Malpighiales, Euphorbiaceae. The coding region runs from base 115 to 1170 and encodes 351 amino acids. The transcript is spliced from 4 exons. Gene Ontology annotation, cellular component: chloroplast.